Molecule: messenger RNA, 906 nt
Organism: Microdochium trichocladiopsis
Lineage: Eukaryota; Fungi; Ascomycota; Sordariomycetes; Xylariales; Microdochiaceae
Exons: 3
Coding region: 1-906 (301 amino acids)
Biological process (GO): regulation of DNA-templated transcription
Molecular function (GO): DNA-binding transcription factor activity
Source: RefSeq, a predicted model, not a curated record
AUGGAGUCUUACGCCCAACCUCACUCCCCUCAAGAAGGCUACAGCCCAGCUUCCACCGCAAGCAACACCAACUCCAACAACAACACAACAGCCAUGUCGUCCAAGCUCAGCGACUCUACCAAGCCCAGCAAGCGCAAGGGUACUCGCAGCGUCUCUACUCUUACACCAUCACAACUGGCCCGCAAGCGUGCCAAUGACCGCGAGGCGCAAAGAGCCAUUCGUGCCCGGACAAAAGAGCACAUCGAGAACCUCGAGAGAGAGCUCGAGGAGCUUCGCAGCUACCAAAGCCGCGACAAGACCGUCCAGGACCUUCUCCGGAGGAACAAGGCCCUCGAAGACGAGCUUUGCCGGUUAAGGGACAGCAUGGGAAUCCCCAACACCUCCGCCGGUGGUGCCAUGUACCAAUCCUUUCAACCAACAGCAGUGGCAGCAUACCAUGACACGAGCUCCCGCAACUCUUCCUAUGGCCAACAACCAUCCCCGGUCAUGGACAGCAGCCUGCCGCCUUACAGCCACAUGGGCGACGCUAGCGAGAACUGGUCGCCCCAUGUUCAAUGCUCACUGCCUUCAGCUGUUUCGAGUCCCGCCUCGUCAGGUGGCGACGACUUUGGCAACAGCAACUACUUCCCCACCAGCGCACCGGCGGCCAUCCUCGAGCGGACAAGCAUGCCCGCAAGUAUGGACUCCCCGGCCAGCUCCGUGGUCAGCGGCAAGAUGGGCUUCGAGGACAUCAAGUCUGGUAUGUACAACCUAUGGCAAGCUCAACUUUCUCGAGCCAAAGCACUAACAAUCGCUGCAGAGUAUGGCAUCAGUGUCGUGCCCGUCACCGCCAGUUACCACCCGCAUCAACCCGCGCCCUGGAACGUCUAUCCCGUGUACUAUCCUGCGUCACCGGCCACGAUGUGA